AGGGAGUUGCUUGCAGGGAGGCAACUGCCAGGCUUGGGUGUUUUUCAUUCUCUGACAAACAGCAUAUGGACAGAGUGUUUUUAUGUGUAACUGGAUUAUAUCCAGCCUAUCUUGAAGUUUGUGUUUUGUGUAAUGGGAUAGGUGUUGGCAAAAUUUUCCCCCUUCUAAUAAAAUUGUCAAUGAAAUAGCAAUGAGGGGGAAAAAUCAGAAACCCAGUCCUGGCUCCAAAGUAAAAUGGAGACGCUUUCUUCAAAUUUUCUGUGUUUUUGUUUUAAUGAGCUGAAAAAUACCUAAUUAAAAACAAUAGUUUUGGGGCUGGGGAUUUAGCUCAGUGGUAGAGCGCUUACCUAGGAAGCGCAAGGCCCUGGGUUCGGUCCCCAGCUCCGAAAAAAGAACCAAAAAAAAACCAAACAAACAAAAAAAACAAAACAAUAGUUUUAAAAAAAUCUCAGGCUGGACAUGGUGGUUCAUGCUUUUAAUCCCAGUCCUCCGGAGGUGGAGGCAGGUGGAUUUCUGUGAAUUUGAGGCCAGCCUGGUCUACUUAGUGAGCUCCAGGACAGUCAGGGCUAUAUCAAGAGACACUGUAUCAAAAUAAAAAAAGUAAAAACAUCUGAGGAGACACUGUUGAUUUAAUUUAAUUAUUUUUCCAAUAAAAACAAGGUGACCACAAAUUCGUAUUAAAUAGUUCAGUUGAACUCACCCAGCUCAUGAUUUAGCCUUAGCCUCUCCUCUGCUAGCUUUACAGUUUGUGCCACUGUGCUGAACUUACUGGGUCUCAAAACAAAGACAGUGUCACUUGUCGUAGACGCAAAAGAAAUGAAAGUUAUUAUUUUGAAGUUUUUUGGAGAUUGAAAGCUUUAUGUGUAUGAGCAUUUGCCUGAAGGAAUGUCUGUGCACUGUGUGUGCAGUGCCCAUGGUGGGUAGAUCGUGUUGGUUGUCGUGCGUGGGACUGGAGUUACAAACAGUUUAGUUGCCAUGUGAGUGCUGGGAACUGAAGCAAGUCCGGUGGCUGAGCAGCAGUGUCUUAACUGACGGCCAUCUCUCCAGCCUGGACUUACCCUGCCUCUUCUCAAAGGUUAUAAAGCCACAAUGAGUGGGCUAGAGUCCAGAAAUAGGUGAUUAUCAAGAAGAGUUGUUAAAUAUGAAGCCAAAAGUGGUAAAAACCUAGAAUCCCACCACUUAAGAGGAGCUCAGGUUUGAGGGCAACCUGAUAAAAACAGUCAGACUCAGAAAACAGCAUGUGUUUAUAGCGCACACCACGGACACACACACACACACACACACACACACACACACACACAGUGUUACAUAUAUACAGUACUACAUAUUUUUUUUUUUUUUUGGUUCUUUUUUUCGGAGCUGGGGACCGAACCCAGGGCCUUGCGCUUCCUAGGUAAGCGCUCUACCACUGAGCUAAAUCCCCAGCCCCAGUACUACAUAUUUUUAAAAAGGAAUAAAUGAUAAACACAACAUGGAUGAAUGUUGAAAUAAUCCUAAAUGAAUCCAGACCAAAAGAAAAGAAAAUAUGUUUUGUGAUUCCAAACAGAAGCCUCAUAUGCACACUACUCUACAGUGACAAGCGUACCAGUCCCAAGAAAUUAAAGGUUGUUAAAGCUUUAGAAGUUGUUAUUCACAAAAAUCUGUUUUUCACUGCCAUGCUGUUUUUAAUUUUACUUUAGAGAAAAAAGUAUUUUUGAAGAAGCAACUCAAUGAUUUAUUUUUUGUUAAUAAACACAUCUGCCUUUUGAGUUUUUAAUAACUAAUGAGCUUUAGGAUACUCUUCUCAUAAAUAUUUAUAAGGUGGGGCCUGUGGCAGGGAAAGGCACUAGCCACCAAGCCUGAAGACCACCUGAUUAGAUCCCUGGGACCUAAACGGUGGAAAACAUGGAAAACGAGAGCUGACUCCUUCCUGCAAGGUGCCCUGUGAACUGCACAGACACCAGUGAAUUUAAUUUUAAAAAAUUAAAACGUCAAUUUACCAACUAGCUGUUCUAUAGUGACCUAAUUUUUAAAAUGUCUGUCUUAUUGUGUGCGUGCGUAUUUGUGCAGGUGUGGGCGUAUGUGGAGGUCAGUGGAACGCUUGUGGUGGGGUGGGGUGGGGUUGCUUCCGUGCUGCCGCAUCAAGUUCAGGCAGUCCGGCUGUCUAGGCCGGCCCCUGAACAGGCCGGCUGGUUCUAUCUAGUAUUUUUUAAAAGCUUAUAGUUUCAUUUUCGUUUUUACUGUUAACCUUAAGAAAUACAUAGUCAGUUCCUUAAAUACUACUAUGUUAUGUGUAAUACCUAUACAUGGGGAAGUAAAAAAAGACAUUUAAACUGUGAAUUAGAAAAUGUUGUUACUGGAUGUGUGUUGUUGGUCCUCUAGCACAUCUGCUAUUAACAAGAUUGAAGGAGGAUUCUUAGCUUAUUUAAAAAUUACGUCAUGGCUUUGUUUUUGUUUGUUUUGUUCUGUCAGAUGGGGUCUCCCUUAGCCCAGGCUGGCUCUAGUGAAGUCCCUGUGUAUCGGAGUGGCCUUGAGCAGUUAGUCCUUUUACCUCUACGUCCCAAGUUCAGAGACACAGGCAGGCAGCACUACCCUGAACCAGGUCUGGGUCUGUCUUUUCUAUUUGAGACAGGCUGGCCUCAGCCUGUCCUGUGGAGGAGACUGGUAUGAAACUUCGGAUUAUACUGCCUCCACCUCUGGGGUUUGCAGACACUCAUCACCAACGCUGUACGAGACUUGGGUCUCAGUCAUUAAGAUACGAUGAGAAAGCAAAUGGGUAAAUGAAAAAGAGUCACGUACAUCAUAGUUUAUAGUUAAGCUAUAUAAUAACAUUUUAUAUGGUGCCUUCUUGGAUUGUUUUAUAGAUAUCCACACAAUAACUCCAUUUUUUAAAUUAAUCUGAAAGCACAAUAAUUAUUUAUCUGAAUCAUGGGAGAUUUUGAAAUCUUCCCAAUGCCUAAGACCAAAAAGACUAAUCAUAUCAUAUAGAGUGAGUUCUCGGAUUUUGGUCUACUUCUGAGUUACAACUUGAAUAAAUUAUUUUUCAAGGGGUUGGGGAUUAGCUCAGCAGUAGAGCGCUUGCCUAGCGAGCGCAAGGCCCUGGGUUCGGUCCCCAGCUCCGAAAAAAAAAAAAAAAAAGAAAAAGAAAAAAAAAAAGAAUUUAUUUUUCUAUUUUAUGUGCAUUGAUUGUUUUGCAUAAACACACACACACACACACACACACACACACAUAUCUGUCUAUGUGAGGAUGUUGGGUCCCCUUGAACAGAUAGGUGUGAGCUACCAAGUGGGUGAUGGGAAUUGAACCCUGAUCCCCUGGAAGAGCAGCUGUGCCAUCGCUUCGGCCUAAGAUUCUCUUGCAUUUGGAAUGCUUUUCUGUGGCAUACUUGGCCUGAUGUUGUUUGUUGGAUCCCUUCAAAGAAAAUGACAUUCAAUUUACUUUUUCAGGACGCAGUUCUUGGAAGUAGUGAACGUUUAAUUUGAAGUUUUAGUAGCUGUUCAGUAUUGCAAUACUAUAGUCAGUGUGUGGACUUGCUCGUAAGGCUGGUACAUGGUGUCAACGCUACCAGCCUUUUCUCAGUGUCCACAGAAAUGCAUUCAGAUGUUUCUCAGUGUCCACAGAAAUGCAUUUAGAUGAGUAGGUCAGUUGGCUGGCUCUUACACCAAAUUAGUUAACUAAUCAGCUUGCUCGUUUGUUUGUUUUUGAGACAGGGUUUGUGUCUGUAGCCCUGGCUGUCCUAGAACUGGCUCAGUAGACCAGGCUGGUCCUCCUGCCUCUGCCUCCACUGCAGUGCUGGCAUCAAAGGCAUGCACAUAUGUCUAUUUUGAGACUGGGUUUCUUGGUGUAACCCUGGUUGUCCUGGAACUCUCUCUGCUCUCCAAGUGCAGGUGAAGUGGUAACUGCCAUGGUUCUAGAUGCUUUGAACUUAGAGACAGAAGGAUCUCUAGGAGUCUGAGACCAGCUUGGGCAUUUUAGGAAGAAAUCAAACAAGCAAGCAAGCAAGCUCUGGCAGGACAUAGUGGUUCACACUUUUUACUUUCUCUGUGUACCCCUGGCUGUCCUGGAACUCCUUAUGUAGACCAGGCUGGCCUAGAAUUCACAGAGUUCUGCCUUUCUUUGCCUUCCCAGUGCUGGGAUUGAGUGUGCAGGUGCUGGGUAACGGUGGUGCACGCAGGAAGCAAAAGCAGGCAGAUAUCUGUGAGCUGUAGGCCGGCAAGGACUGUACAGUAAGACCCUGUCUCCGGAAUAAAAGCCUGAGUAGAUGGCUCAUCGGGUAAAGGUAUUUUCCACCCAGCCUGAUAACUUGAGUUUAAUCCCUGGAAUUCCACAUGGUGGAAAGGAGAGAAUUACUCUCCCUAAGUUGUCCUGUGAUUUCUACACAAGUGCCGUGGCACAUGCAUGUUUCUGCUCCAAUAUACACAGAAAUAAAUGUAAUUAAAUGAGAAAAGUAAAAUGAUUUGAUUUAUAAAUACCUCCUUUUAAAAACUGUAUACUGGACAGUGUGUUCUACCCAUCUACUUCACUGUAAGAGAUUUGCUUUGAUCUAACUGACCUUUUUCCUAGUAUUUGUUCAGCAGGUGUGUUUACUUUGUCAGUUUAGCAAACUGUGUGUGUACUGGGGGGUUGGUAUAUGCACAUGCGUAUAUACAGUUACGUGCAUAAGCAGAGUUGCUGGGUAUCAUUCUUUACCACUGCCUGCCUGUUUCCUCUGAGGCAGGAUCUCUCUCUGUAUCUGGGGCUUGUAUUCUUUUCCCUACUAGGCUAUUAGCCAACAAGCCUUCAAUGUUUCCCUGCUUCUGCCCCCACAGGACUGGGGUUACACACACACAUUUGUGAGAUUGGGCCUAGCUUGUUAUGUGGGUGCUGGGAUCUAAACUCAGCUCCUCAUGGUUGUGCAUCAAGUGCUGUCAACCAGAGUCAUCUCCCCAAGUCUCUGUCUUAAAUGAGGUGGCCGUGGAGUAGAAGGUCCUACGUGGAAAUCUGCAUUCCUCCCAUCACUUUACCUUACCACUGAAGACUAAUGCUCUUGUCGAUGACUAGAAAUGGCUACUUAGAGUUGUGGAGCUUCAAACUGAAGUGCUAAAGUACCAGACUAUAGUAGGCGUGUAGUUGGUAAUUCUCACUUCUUAAAAACAGAAAUAAAGUAUUGGAGGCUGAGGGUGUGGCUUGGUGGUAGAAUGCUUUUCUCUAUAUAAAGAGGCCCUGGAUUUGAUUGCCAGAUUUAAAAAAGAGAGGGAGAAAAAAAAAAGAAGAAAAAAGGAAGGAAGAAAGAAGGAAAACAUCUAUAAAUGAGGUUGUCUUUAAUUGCAUGUUUAGUGGAUGAAGAAAUGAACUCACUUGGCUGCCUUAACAGAAGUUAAGAAAUGUCGGAGCAGCAUCUUUGCAUGGGCUGUGUGGGUGUUCUCAGUAAGAGAUUCAUGUUAGUACAAGUACGAACAAGAAGUUAACUUUCCAGUCCGAGCUUACUUUCACUGUAGUUACUGUAACACCAUGCGUCUAACUGCACCAGCGCUUGGUGUUCUGAUGAAGCCAGAAUGUGAUGUAAAAUUUGAAUAUAAGCAGCCUAAAAUCCUGAAGUGGUAAAACUAGUGAAGCAAAACAGAAAACAAAACAAAAUUCCAGAAGAUACCUAAACAUCUUUUUUGGAAAUUAAAAACUUAGUUACAAGUUUUAGUUUGAUACGUUGGUUGGUACUUUAAAAACACCUAUUAUUUUUGUCAUAAUUAUUAUUAUUUUUUUUUAACUUGAGGCUAACAGAGAAUCCAAGUUAUAAGAAAGUAAAAUUUGAACAUUUAUAAAAUCUAUAAACCUACUGGAUGUGGUGACUCACUUCUAAUCCUAGCAUUCAGGAGGCUGAGGCAGGGGGAUCUCUGUGAGUUCAAGGCCAGCCUUGUCUACAUGGUGCCAGGAUCCCCAAGGCUACAGAGCAAAAUAAAUCUAUAAGAACUAAUUAAUUUCAGAAGCUAUUUUACUAUCAUUUACUUGAUUUCAAAGAGAGUAGGACAAGAUGACUGAUAGAAGUUGGCUUCGUUUGUGGCCAGAGAGAUGGCUCAGUGGUUAAGGGUGCUAACUGCUCUUGCAGAGGCCUAGCUUUGUUCUCUAAUGCCCACAUGGCCCACAACCUCAUGUAGCCCAGUUCCAGGGAUCCUGUACCCAUGUGUUGCACAUACAAUUGACAUAAUACACCCAGGCACACACACAUGCCACACAUGCACAUACAAUAGAUUUUUUAAAAAAAAGAAACAGCUUAGUUUGUAGUAACUUUCGGUAUGAGCCAUACUCUUGUGGUAAGAAACAGGACAAAAAAAAUCUAGUUCACAUCUUGAAAUGGUAACCAUGUUUGUUGUUGUUUGGUGUAGUCAAGAACAAAGUAAGGACGGUGGAGGUGAAACUGGGUGAAUAAGGUAUUUAGUUAGUAAUCAUUGUAUUGUUACAAGGUAGUCAAGCAGUAAUGUCAGGGAAAAAACUGAAUAUAAUCUAAAGUGCUGAAUAAUUUAUUGAAAUGAUAAUCAAGUAAAAACAGAUUGAAUAUAAUAACAGGGUUUAUGGAUACGUGAAAUAAAAUGUAGGUUUAAAUUGUUCUCAUUAAUUAAUUAAUUGAUUGAUUAAUUAUGUUCCAUGUCAUGCAGGUUACUCUCCUGACACAGGACAGUUUAAUCUGUUUGAAAAUCAAUUUUCUUCUAACACUUUGCUUUGUUUGAGAUGGGGGUGGUUUCACCAUUGUCAUCUAGGCUAGCUAGCUCCAAAUUCUGAGUGCUACAGGACUGUAGCUCGCUGUAAGUGGGAAAUUUCAAGUGGAAAUUUUAGGAACUAUUUAAGGUAACAGCAACACAGCUAACCAGAUUAUGGAGCAGCGCAGUUAUACUUAAAAAUUUUUUUUCUCUGUUUAAAUUUUUGAAAAUGUAAAUAGGUAAAUUAGAACAUACACAGCUUUGGACAUGUUUUGAUUACUUAGAAAAUGUCAUGACGACAGCACGGUAGUCAUGGUGAUUGUAUAGCUGUAAGAGCUUGUAUAGUUGAGCAUUGGGUGUAAGUUUCAUUUAAUGUCUGAUACUACAAUGAAAGUCAUUAAAUACUGUUAAGACUAUUGAGACUUAAAGUUAAUGUCAAAAUAGAAUGUUUAUAUCUAGACAUCUGGAGGAAUGGCGUCUCCUUCCAUUCCGUGGUGUCAUUUCAGGUGCUGCAUCACUUGGUUUAAUCCCCACAUAUCAGACAGUGAAUGAGAUAGCUCCAUGGUUAAGACCCGGGUCUGAUUCUCAGCACCCACUUGGUGACCCUCAGCUGUCCAUAGCUCCAGUUCCAGGGAACCCAACACUUUCUGGUCUCUGAGGCUAUCAGGCAUGCACAGACAUCCAGGCAGGCAAGUCACUCAUACAAGCCAAAUAAGAAAUUUUCGAAAAUCUCCUGACUAUGCAACUCAAGUCAUAUGACCGUUAACACCGGUAUUACUAGUACACGCUUUUACUCUCAACAUCUGCUUGUCUCUGGAUUUCCAUGUCACUUUAGCAUGUAGUCUCAUUGCUUAAAUGCCCAUGUAGGUGAUUUCUCUUCCUUUUCCUCUCCUGCCCCUCCUCCCCCCUUUCUUUCUUUUGAGUCUGGUGGAGACCAGACUGGCUUUGAACUCACAGAGAUUCACUUGCCUCUGUUUCCUGAGUGCUGGGACUAAAGGCGUGUGGCACCAUGCCAGGCGAUUUCUCUCUUGAUCACAGUAUUUGCCCAUUUCUUCAGAGUUCGUGACUAACCUCAUUUCCAUAAGCAUGCAAGGAUAUUUUCUUGAGGUUGUUUAAGGGACAGUGCUGUGCCAUAGAGCUUUGAGGUGGUAGAAGGAUCUUGAGUUUCCCUCUGAGAUAGGCUCUCCAGCCUAGGCUGCUGUGUAUGUACUUCUGACUACAGUCACACAGUCAGCUACUACCCACAGCAGCUAAGGAUUGGCCGCUGCUGCUUUCUUCUCCCUAGAGUUUUAAAGACUUUGAAAGUUUGUAUUAUGUGUGAGAUCUGUCUUUGUGUGAGCCUGUGCAUGAGGAUGCUGAACAGGCCAGGAGAGGGCAUCUGGAGCCAGAGUAGUUGUGAGCCGUCUGAUAGGGGAGCUGCAGUGGAGCUCUGCUCUUCCACAGGAACAGUGAACUCUUAACCACCGAGCCAUCUCUCCAGCCCAGGAUACUUGUUUUGUUUUUUGAUUUUGUUUUGAUGCUUUGAGACAGGGUUUCUCUGUGUAGCCCUGGCUGGCCUGGAAUUCAUUCUAUAUAGAUCAGGCUGGCCUUGAAUGUGUUUAUUUUAUUAUUUUGUUUGGAUGCUGUGCCUACAUAUAUGUUUGCACACCACAUGCAUGCCUGGUGCCAGCAGAAGUCAGCAGAGGGCAUCAGAUCCCCCAGGUCUGGAGUUAGAGGUAGUUGUGAGCCACCAUGUGGUCCUGGAAAUUGAACUGUUGACCUCUUCAAGAGCAGCCAGUGCCCCUAACUACUGGGCCAACUCUCUGGGUCUCCUAGAAUUUUUUUUUUUUAACUUUUUUUUACUUAUUUCUGCUCACUGCCCUCCUCCCAGCCAUCCCCUCCCACAAUCCUUCCCUCAUUCCCCCUCCCCUUCUCCUCUGAGCAGGUAGAGGCCCCUGUGGGUAUCUCCCCCACCCUGGCACUUCCAAGUCUCUUGGAGACUAGGCACUUCCUCUGCCACCGAGGCCAGACACAGCAGCCCAUAGAAUUCUUUCAGUCAGUGGAAUUAACAGCAUGUAGACUGCUAAGCAAUAAAGUGAUUUUUUUAAUUUGUUUUCUCAUUUGCUUGUUUGUUUUGUUUUGUCGAAGCAGGGUUUCUCUCUGCAGCCCUGGCUGUCCUGGAACCUGCUCUAUAUAUCAUACUAACCUCAAACUCAGAGAAGCAGCAGUAAAAUGUUUUAAAUGUAAAAUGCUCGCCUCUAUGUUUGUGUAUUUUGGACUAGUGUGGGUUUAUAAUCCCUGUACUUGGGAGGUAGAAGCAGCAGGAUCUGAAGUUUGAGUUCAUCUUCAGUUAUAUGGUGUGUUAGAAGACAGCUCGGGUUACAUGAGACCUUUUUUUAAAACAACAUUAAAACCAAACAAACAGCGUAAUCUGUGUGGAAAGGACUUGGUUUCUUCACACCUGUUCCUGGACACUUGCUUUUGUUUUCUCCCUCCCUACCUCAGGAGCUCACUAAGUAGACAAGAACGACCUGGAACUUCUGAUCCUUCUAUCUCUAUCUUCCCAGUGCUGGGGCGAUUGACCUGUGCCCCCACCCAGGUUUAUAGCUGCUGGGGUUCAAAGCUAGGGUUUUCUAUGUUAGACAGGAACUGCCAAUUGAGAUAAAGCUCAGUCUCCCAUACAAAAUGUUUUAUGUGUAUGAGUGUUUUGUCUGCAUAUCAGUCUACCAUCUACUUGCUCCUGGCGAUCAGAAGAGAGGGUCAGCUCCAUGGGCUUGGAGUUACAGAUGGUUGUAAGCCUCCAUAUGGUGCUGGGAAUUCAAUCUAGAUCCUCUACCAAAGUCACAGUGCUCUUAGCCACUGGGCCACCUCUCCAGCCCUAUUUAUUCUUAAAUGAUGGAGCAGUUACUAAAAUGGGAAGUUUUUUAUUUAGGGAACUUGUUCAUAAUUGUGUGUCUCUGGGAAUAUGUUUGUGUGUGGUUCUACUUACUCAUGUAGGAACCUAAGAGGCCAGAGGCGAGUGCCACAGUGCCUUUCGUCAUUCCACUACAGUUUCUAAAGAUUUCUUGUGAGUGCUUUCCCUGCAUGUAUGUCUACCACGUUCGUGCAGUGCCAGAGUAGGCAAGAAGAAUGGGUCUGAUCCCCUGGCACUGGAGUUGUAGAUGAUUGUGAACCCCUCGGCCAGGAACUAAACCAGGGUCCUCUGCAAGAGCAGCAGCUGCUGAGCUGGCUCUCCAGCACCCCCCCCACCCCCUGCACUUUAUUUUUCUGACACAAGGCCUCACUAUGUAGCUGACUGGCCUGAAACUCAGAGAUCGGCCUGCCUCUGUCUCCCUCUGCUGGGAUUAAAUGCGUGCACAACUAUACUUGGCUCCUUCCAUUUUCAGUCAGCAGUGUAGUUCUCUUCAGUGUUCUCCCUAACCCUCUUGUGUGCGCCACUUCAUGCAUAGGAUCCUUGUGAUUAUUUAGGCUCAACUGAAUGAGAGGAUAGUGUGCUUGCAUGGUGGUUUUCUGCUCUCUGCAACUUCUGGACUCUUCUGUGGUACUGGAGAUGGGAAUGCAGACAUGUGUAGCCUGAACACCAUCUGGGGUUCUGCUGGUUGGUUUUGCUUCAUUUUUGGGGGAUAGGAUUUCACUAUGCAGCCCUGUCUUGAACUCACGGAGAUCUGCUUGCCUCUGCCUCUCCCUCCUGAGUGCUGGGAUUAAAAGCAUAUGCCGGGGUUGGGGAUUUAACUCAGUGGUAGAGCGCUUGCCUAGAAAGCGCAAGGCCUUGGGUUCGGUCCCCAGCUCCAAAAAAACAAAGAAAAAAAAAGCAUAUGCCACCCUGUGUUGCUAUUAACAAGAAUUUCUGUCAGCGUUGCUUCCUGUUCAUAAUAGAAGAAGGUGCUACCACAAUUUGCUUUGGAUGUUAAAGACAUCCAAAUGUGUAAGACAUCAAAAUUUGUUGGUUAUGGCGUCAAACUCCUUUAAUCCUACUUCUUGGGAGGGGGAAAAACAAAGGCAGGAAGAUCUCUGAGACUGUCUCAAGGACAAAACAAACAAUUAACAAACAUGAAUUUUAGAUCUCCGAUCUGGCCAGUAUGUCAACAGUGAAGCUGUGCAAAUGACACUUCAAACAUAUAUGACUUUUGGCGUAUAGGACAAGAUUUGUAUUAAUCUAAUAUCAAAGUCAUUUUGGGGGGUAGUGAGUCAUUUUACUAGAGGUCAAGAUUCUAAUAUUUUUAUCAGUGAUAAUAUUAUGACAGUUUCUUGUAGUCUCAUUGAUAGUGACUCAUAUUGGUGACUUUUUAUAUAUUGAUACAGAAGAAAGAACUUCAUAAUGUACACAAUAUAAAUUCAGCACAAUGUUAGUAAUUCAUAUAUGCUUGUGGUUAUUAGAUGCAUGGCAGAGAAUAUCAUGUUGCAAAAGAUUAUAUAAAUAGUAUUUCUUAAAAAGAUUCUUUAGUCCGUGACUCUGACUUGACAUGUAGUGUGUGUUUUCAGCGGUUUUUUUACAUUUAUUUAUUGUGUGCGCAUGCCAUCGUACAUGAGUAGAGAUCGGAAGCCAACCUUUGGUAGUCGAUUGUCUCUUCCAUGUGGCCUCUAGGGAUUGAACCAGGUCAUCAGGUUGGCACAAGCACCUCCUUACUGCCCCUAUCUUCAGCAUUUAAUAAAUGCCUUCUAAUUUUAUUAUUUUAAAAUUUUAUUUAUUAUUUAUUUUUAUGUACAUUCUUGCUGCUGUGCUUUGCGCUGAGCAUGAGGUGGCGCUGCAGGUACUUUCUGGGCUUUCUUCAGAGUUCUUUUAGGAAGAAAGCAAAUCUCCCCAGGCAUGGUGGUGCCUGCCUUUAAUUCCACACUCGGGGCAGGGGCAGCUGAACUCUGUGAGUUCAAAACCAGCAGGGUACAGUGUCCUAGGACAACCAAAGCUACUUAGUGAGAGCCUGUCUUAAACAACAACAACAAAAAGCAAAUGUGGUGCUGGCUCCGUUGGUAAAGUGUUUGCCACACAAGCGUGAGGCCUUGAGUUGGAUUCCCGGUACCCACGUAAGAACAAGAUGUAGUGGUUUCACCUGUGACCCUGAAAUGGGGACUGGUCAGGUAGGAUUCCUUGGAGCUCUUUGGCCAGGUUCAGUGAGAGACCGUCUCAAAAGAUAAACGGUAGAGUAACAUAGGAAAACAUCUAUGCAGGCAUGUGCAUGAACCUGUAUCACCUACAGGCGCACAUAGCAGAUCGGAAACAUCAGUUCUAAUUGAUGUUUCAAACGUCUGGUGGCUCUCAGUACACUUACACUUAAUGGUAAUGAAAUAUUUUGAUGGUUAGCCUGGUCCUGUGUCCCUAGUAUUUUUCUGUCAGAAUUAAUUUAUUGAUAAUGUGCCAGGCACUACAGUUAGUUGUGGGUCUUCAGAGAGUCUAUUCAGGUGUUCCUAGUACACACUUCACUCUCCCCUUCGUUUCUGGCGCUACCCAUCCAUCACCAGUUAUGUGGUGCGUUUUCAUUAAAUGCAUUUCAUUUGAUUUCACAGCAUUUCAAGAAAAAACAUUUCAAAAACCAACUUGGUAUUUAUAAUACUGAGGAGCCGAAAGUUCUUAAUAGAAAUUCUUUGAAGUGCUAUCUACUGUCGGCUUUCAGAGAACCGUUUGGCUCUUCUCAGCCUGGACAUGUCUGAUAGCCCACAUUUCACCUUCUUAGCCUGGAUAUUUUCUGCCAGGAGGGACGGACUCUGUCUCAUUUAUCUUUUAUCUGUAGUGCUCAGGAUCUGACAUAACGCAGGCAACUCCACAGGAAGUGCUAUACUCUUAUCAGGACUGGACUGGGAGCUCCAGCCCAGUGGUCCCCUUUAUUGCCUUUCUCCCUAACAUUGCAGGCUGUAGGAUUAUGGGGCCUUGGCUGAGUCUUCACCCUCUACUGUUAGACUUAGCACAGUGUAAACACUUGUUCCAUUAGAGAAAUCUGAAUAGAUUGGGACUGGGCGGGGUAGCUGGGUUGUACCAUUUGGUUUCUUUCCCACUAUAGCAGCAACAGAAUGAGAAGGAAGGUGGAGCUGGCAGGAGCCUUCCCUGGACCUUUUCAGACUACAAAGGGUAAUCGACUGCUGCUGGUGCUCAGAAUUGACGUAGCCAGGCUCGAUGAGAGAAAGGGAAAGUUAAGGAUGCUGGAGCAGAACAAUGGAUUUCUCUUUCUCUUUCAUGCAAGGGAUCAUGGGAAACACAAUUCAGCAACCACCUCAACUCAUUGACUCGGCCAAUAUCCGCCAGGAGGAUGCCUUUGAUAACAACAGUGACAUUGUUGAAGAUGGUGGCCCGACACCCUUCGAAGCUACUUUGCAACAAGGUUUCCAAUGUCCACCUGCAACAGAAGACCUUCCUCCACUCACAAACGGCUACCCACCGUCCAUCAGCUUGUAUGAGACUCAAACCAAAUACCCGCCAUAUAGCCAGUAUCCCAAUGGGUCAGCCAACGGUUUUGGUGCAGUUAGAAACUUUAGUCCUACUGACUAUUACCAUUCAGAAAUUCCAAACACAAGACCACAUGAAAUUCUGGAAAAACCGUCUCCCCCACAGCCUCCUCCUCCUCCUCUUCUUCCUCCUCCUCCUCCUCCGGUACCACAAACUGUGAUUCCAAAGAAGACAGGCUCACCCGAGAUUAAACUAAAAAUAACCAAAACUAUCCAGAAUGGCAGGGAAUUGUUUGAGUCCUCCCUCUGUGGAGACCUUUUAAACGAAGUACAGGCCAGUGAGCACUUAAAGUCAAAGCACGAAAGCAGAAAGGAAAAGAGGAAAAAAAGCAGCAGACACGAGUCAUCGAGAUCCGAAGAGCGAAAGUCACACAAGGUCCCCAAGUUAGAGCCAGAGGGGCAGAAUAGACCAAAUGAGAGGGUGGACCCUGCACCAGAAAAGCCAAGAGAAGAGCCAGUGCUCAAAGAGGCCGUCCCGGUUCAGCCAAUACUGUCUUCUGUUCCAACAACAGAAACGUCCACUGGUGUUAAGUUCCAGGUUGGUGAUCUUGUUUGGUCCAAGGUGGGAACCUAUCCUUGGUGGCCUUGUAUGGUUUCAAGUGAUCCCCAGCUUGAGGUCCAUACCAAAAUUAACACAAGAGGUGCCCGGGAGUAUCAUGUCCAGUUUUUUAGCAACCAGCCAGAGAGGGCAUGGGUUCAUGAGAAGCGGGUACGGGAGUAUAAAGGUCACGAACAGUAUGAAGAGUUACUAGCAGAGGCAGCCAAACAAGCCAGCAACCAUUCUGAAAAGCAAAAGAUUCGGAAACCCCGACCUCAGAGAGAACGCGCCCAGUGGGAUAUUGGCAUUGCUCACGCAGAGAAAGCAUUGCAGAUGACACGAGAGGAAAGGGUAGAACAGUACACGUUCAUCUAUAUCGAUAAGCAGCCAGAAGAGUCUCCGUCCCAAGCAAAGAAGAGUGUUACCUCUAAGGCGGAAGUCAAGAAACCCCGAAGGCCCAGAUCUGUGGGGAACAGUCAGCCAGAACAGACCAGUGCUGGGGAGGUGGCUUCCCCACAGUCGAGUACUGACCCUCGCAGGCAGAGCCAGAGGCGGCACACCAGUGUGGAAGAGGACGGGCCGCCUCCCGUUAAAAUAGCCUGGAGAACAGCCGCCGCCAGGAAGUCCUUACCAGCCUCCAUCACAAUGCACAAGGGGAGCCUAGAUCUGCACAAGUGUAAUAUGUCUCCAGUUGUGAAAAUUGAACAAGUGUUUGCUCUCCAGAAUGCAACAGGAGAUGGGAAGUUUAUUGAUCAGUUUGUUUAUUCAACGAAGGGAAUUGGUAACAAAACAGAAAUAAGUGUCAGGGGGCAAGACAGGCUUAUAAUCUCUUCACCAAGUCAGAGAAACGAGAAGUCGACUCCGAGCGCGUCACCUCCGGAGGCCACAUCUGGUUCUGCAGGCCCAGUAGAAAAGAAGCAGCAGAGAAGAUCAAUCAGGACUCGAUCUGAGUCAGAGAAAUCCACCGAGGUUGUGUCAAAGAAGAAGAUCAAAAAGGAGCAGCAGGUUGAAACAUCUCCUCAGGCUUCCCUGAAGACCGGAUUACAGAAAGGUGCCAGCGAGAUUUCAGAUUCCUGUAAACCUCUAAAGAAAAGGAGUCGCGCCUCGACUGAUGUGGAAACGGCCAGUUGCACGUACAGAGACACAUCUGACUCCGAUUCCAGAGGACCGAGUGAUGGGCAGGUAGGCUUUGGAAAACAAGUAGAUAGCCCGUCAGCAGCUGCUGAUGCAGAUGCUUCUGAUGCACAGUCGGUGGACUCGAGCCUGUCACGGAGAGGCGUCGGCCUGAGUAAGAAGGACACUGUGUGUCAGGUCUGUGAGAACACUGGAGACUCUCUCGUUGCUUGUGAGGGGGAAUGCUGCAGACACUUUCAUCCGGAGUGCUUGGGGCUGGCUGCGGUCCCUGAGGGACGCUUCACCUGUGAGGAGUGUGAGACAGGGCAGCACCCAUGUUUUUCAUGUAAAGUGUCUGGUAAGGAUGUGAAACGUUGUUCUGUUAGUGUUUGUGGAAAGUUUUAUCAUGAAGCCUGUGUCCGCAAAUUCCCCACUGCCAUCUUUGAGUCAAAAGGAUUCCGCUGUCCCCAGCACUGUUGUUCUUCCUGCUCCAUGGAGAAGGACAUCCACAAAGCGAGCAAAGGCCGGAUGAUGAAGUGCUUGAGAUGCCCAAUCGCCUACCACUUUGGAGAUGCGUGUGUCGCUGCUGGAAGUGUAUCUGUGUCCUCCCACAUUCUCAUCUGUAGUAACCAUUCCAAGCGGAGUAGUCAUUCUGCUGCUAUAAACGUAGGCUUUUGUUUCGUUUGUGCCAGAGGGCUGAUAGUUCAGGACCAUUCAGACCCCAUGUUCAGUUCCUAUGCCUAUAAAUCCCACUACCUACUGAGUGAAUCAAACCGUGCUGAGUUGAUGAAAUUACCUAUGAUUCCUUCUUCGUCAGCUUCCAAAAAGAGAUGUGAGAAAGGUGGAAGAUUGCUCUGCUGUGAAUCGUGCCCUGCUUCCUUCCACCCAGAAUGCCUGAGCAUAGACAUGCCCGAAGGCUGCUGGAAUUGCAAUGACUGUAAAGCUGGCAAGAAGCUGCAUUACAAACAGAUUGUUUGGGUCAAAUUGGGAAAUUACAGAUGGUGGCCUGCAGAGACCUGCAGUCCCAGGUCUGUGCCGCUGAACAUCCAGGGCCUUAAGCACGGCGUGGGCGACUUCCCUGUGCUCUUCUUUGGCUCUCAUGACUACUACUGGGUCCACCAAGGCAGAGUGUUUCCCUAUGUUGAAGGAGACACAAACUUUGCUGAGGGACAGACUAGCAUUAACAAGACCUUCAAAAAAGCACUGGAAGAAGCUGCAAAACGUUUCCAGGAGUUGAAAGCGCAGCGAGAGAGUAAGGAGGCUUUGGAGAUAGAGAAAACCUCAAGAAAACCCCCUCCCUACAAACACAUCAAGGCCAACAAAGUCAUAGGGAAGGUGCAGAUCCAGGUGGCUGACCUGUCGGAGAUCCCGCGCUGUAACUGCAAGCCUGGUGAUGAAAACCCAUGUGGCCUGGAGUCGGAGUGUCUAAACAGAAUGUCACAGUACGAGUGUCACCCGCAGGUGUGCCCUGCUGGGGACCGCUGUCAGAACCAGUGCUUUACAAAGAGGCUGUACCCCGAUGCAGAGAUCAUCAAAACUGAGCGGAGAGGAUGGGGCCUCAGAACCAAAAGAAGUAUUAAAAAGGGGGAAUUUGUAAACGAAUAUGUCGGUGAACUAAUCGACGAGGAAGAGUGCAGACUUCGAAUCAAGCGAGCCCACGAGAACAGUGUAACUAAUUUUUAUAUGUUAACUGUUACCAAGGACCGUAUAAUUGAUGCUGGACCAAAGGGAAAUUAUUCUCGUUUCAUGAACCACAGUUGUAAUCCAAACUGUGAGACACAGAAGUGGACCGUGAAUGGAGAUGUCCGAGUCGGGCUGUUCGCUCUUUGUGACAUCCCUGCAGGGAUGGAGUUAACAUUUAAUUACAACUUGGACUGUCUGGGCAAUGGCAGGACAGUAUGCCACUGCGGAGCAGACAACUGCAGUGGUUUCCUAGGAGUGCGGCCAAAGUCUGCAUGUACGUCAGCAGCUGACGAGAAGACAAAAAAUGCCAAGUUAAAGAAGAGGCGGAGAGGCAAAGCAGAGGCCAAGCAAAUCCAUGAGGAUUAUUGUUUUCAGUGUGGGGAUGGUGGAGAGUUGGUCAUGUGUGACAAAAAAGACUGUCCCAAAGCGUACCACCUCCUAUGCCUUAACCUGACUCAGCCACCCUACGGAAAGUGGGAGUGCCCGUGGCAUCAGUGUGACGAGUGUGGCAGUGCAGCCAUUUCCUUCUGUGAAUUCUGUCCACACUCCUUCUGUAAGGCUCAUGAAAAGGGGGCUCUGGUACCCUCUGCACUAGAAGGUCGUCUCUGCUGCUCCAACCAUGACCCUGCAUCUCCUGUGUCACCGGAAUACUGGAGCAAGAUGAGAUGUAAAUGGGAAUCCCAAGAUGGUGGGGAAGAAGUAAAGGAGUGAGAGGUGGUGACUUCCUUCCCUGCAGCUCGCAGUCCCAGAGGCAACAGAGCACGCACUGUGCUUGCCACCAUCCACACCGCCUUCUAACCGAUGGGAGCUGGCUCACACAGGCUAAAGCACGGUGGUGUUUCCUAUUGUGUUGUUUGGGGGAUAAUUUGUGGACAGCAGAAUUCCCUUGGUCUUUUCUUGCCUAUUAUUGUGCUUCAGUGUCUUUGCAGUCAGCAAAAGAGGUGUCCUCGUUCUUAGAGUUGAAAGUUAAAAGAAUGUUUUGUCGAUAAGAUCGGUGUAAAGCCUGAAAUGUAAAUCCUGGGUUGUGUAAAGCGAAAGCAGCCACUCCUGUAUUUAUUUCCUUUUUUUAGGAAUUCUGAGAAGUGUAGUUGAAACAGUCUAACCUCUGUGAGCGUGCAUGGGUGCGUGCGUGCGUGACUACCUUUAUAUACCUCUUUACUGAGCCGUAGAUUGGCUAACUUCUCUUUCCCUUUUCACAUGCCUUUUCUUGUGUCAGAGAAGGCUCUCAGCAAGUAUUCAGACUGGCCUCUUGGAAACAAACUGCUCGACAGCAUUUACCUCUGUGGUGGGCUUCACAGUGCGCCAACUCUACCUAGAAGCAUCCUGUAGGGAAAAGGAAUGAGUGCACUCACUCAUUGUGAAAUGUCACCCGUUCACAGACUUUUCUGAUACAUUUGAGGGACGUGGAUGCACAGGAAAAUGCUCCUUUCUGCUCCUCACCACUGGGAAGGGGCUAAGAAAGAUUAAGGCACAGACCAAAAGUUGGGUCAUAUAUGCACCACUUUCUGACCAGUUUAAUGUAGACUCCAGUCUAACCUGGAACUUAAGGGCAUUUUAUUUUCUGUCUUUCCCUCUGCCGACCCCGUUCCCUUGCAGGCUGGGUCACUCAGUCAUGCUUUCUGGCAAAGCUAUGUAAUUGAAUCUGAAUUAUAUUUUAAUAGACUUUCUCAGUUGAUUUCCUAACUUAGGGAUGGUGCAAGUGGACAGAAACAUCCCCAAGUUAUAUGUGAACAAUUUCUACUUAGUAUUACGCAAUACUUAAGAUUGUCCCCAUUGCCUAAGGGGAAGAAGUUGCUCUUUCACAGGGUAUGUAGGAGCCACAGAGGCGUUCCUGUUAGAAAGCACUUGAAAAUGCCCCCCAGAAAGUCAGUGUUUGCAAACAUGGCUGUGACGUUUGAAUCGUUUGAAUAGUACAGACCCAGCAUACCAAGGUGUCUGCCCACAGAAUUCACUUGCAUCUAGCACUUAGGAAUAUAUCUAUUCCAGUAUUACUUGUCUGAAAUCAUGGUGGACAUGGUGACAUUAGACUAAAUGGCAGUCUGGUGUUACCAUGAAACAUGAACUUUCUCAGUGAGUUCUAACUGCUUACUGGAGGUACCCAGUAGGACUUAUUGUCCUUAAGAACCAAGUACUUUACUAGUGUAGGAGAUGCUCUACGACACCCUGAGGUUGUGUUAGGUGUGUUCUGAUCCUUUCUUAAUUUUAUACAAGUCAAUUCAGACCUCUUCUCUGAACAAAAGAAAGAGCAAUUUUUGUGCCUCUUUUUAAAAUAUAUAUAAAUGUGCAAUUUAUAGGCAACAAACACUACAGUUCCUCUCUCUAAGCUCCUAAACUGCCAUUUUCCUAGUUGUAGCAAUUCUAGUAGUUCUGCUGGUUGGACAGGCUCCGUGAGGAGGGAGGCGGGGUGGAACAGCAUCUAGUGAGUGCGGUCACCACGACUGGAGUGAGGCACUGCCUACACAAACACUAAAGCAAUUAUGAAGUUUGAUGUCCUUUAAAAAAAUAAUGUAAGAGUAUCUGGGUUUUAUCAUAUUAAAUUUUAUUUUAUACAGACAUGAUAACAUUUUUUAAACUCCUUAAUAAGGGACUUUGAUACUCCAAAUGUAACCCUUAUGAGAACAAUAUCCGAUGUGAGAUUGUAUCUUCUUUCCUUUUUGACCUCAUGCUUUUUAGUAUCUGAUAACUUUUAUAGAGUAAGCCCCGGGGUGCAUCGUGUAUUUAUAAAUACCUUACCCCGACCUGUCUCUGUUCUGCUUCUCUGGGAUGGCUUACUUGUGUUUAUAUCCAUAAAAGGGGUUUGCACUUUCCAAGUCUGUUCUUGCUAAACGGCUCAUAGGUUUGCUCCCAGAAGCACUCAUGCUCCAAACUUGCCUUUGCUGUGCCAGUGCAAGGGUUUCUUCCUGUGCCAUUGUGGCCUGGGUCUUAGAAUGGAGUGUUAAGAAAACAGAAAGUGUACAUACACUGUCCUUUCAUGUCCUAUGUCAGUGACAUUCCAAAAGGCACUGUGCUUACAGAGUCUGAAGCUGGUAGUUGUUAGCUUUGAAAUAUGAUUUUGGUAUACAGUAUUUGUGGUCGAUUUUAUUCAGCCCAGAAAUCAAGGACCUAAAGCAGCAUGGGAUAAUAGUGGUAUUUCCUAACCUCAGGAGGAAGAUGAGAUUCUGAUUAUCAGUGUAAAGCUUUAGAAGGUUGGCCGGAAAGAGCUAGAAAUGAUAGUGCCAGGUCAGCAUAGGCUGUGCCUUGGAGGCCUCACUGGGCUGCCAGUGUAGCUGCCUGUGCCUGGCUGCUUAGGACAGGGCCAAAGCUCUUCACUACCCGUGUGCCGCAGCCACCGCUGACUUGAGUCAAGCUGUCUUGAGUCAGGCUUGGAGAGCAGAGGGGGGUAGGGUUAUCUUCACUUGCUCUGCGAGCCCUACUCUAUUUUUAAUUCUCAAAAAUGACCUUUCCUAAGCUGUAGAAUAGACUGAGUUUUCUGUGUGUUAUAUAAUUGACAUUAUAUAUGUACAUAUAUAAUGUUUUAUUUAUAUAUAUAUGAGAUGCACACACACACACACACACACACACACACACACACACACAAAGUAGGAAGUAUUUGAAACUAAAGACCUAAGAAGGGCCCUGCAGCCCGCUGCUUUCUGUCAGUGUCUCUCGCUGCAGUGUUUGCAGAAGUGUGUGUAGGUGAUGUGGAUCUGAGAUUCUGAGGCGCUCUCCGUCUGCUCAUCUGAAGUACUCGGGGACUGGUAGGCAGCUUCUCUGCAGUAGUUCCUGUUCUGAGCACGUUCUUACAGGAUGUGUUCUGUCAGGGUCAAAGCCAGACUAGUUUGAAAUCCUAACGUUCUCUGUUCAGAACAUAGUGCCUGGCUCUCCAGGAGCCACUGCUGACCUUGUCAAGACAACACUCAUCUUGCCUUCGUCCGCACAGAGCUAAGAUGCUGCCAGCCAGGUACCAUGUCCUGAUUGGAGAGGAAAACAAGUUGCCUUUGUCUCUAAGCUCUAACAACUUGCAGUGUCUCUGUUCCUCAGGAGAUGACAAGGCUUUGCUUUAUUUCUAGACUUGAGUUCCUUUUCACUGCAUCCGACCACCCCAUACUCUGCCAAGUUGCUAAGGGCAGCACCAGAAGUGAUGGGAUGGCGAGGUCCUUCAAAGGAGUGCCCACACUUGGUCUCUGCUUAUAUUCAUAACAGAACGGUUACAAAAAGGGUUGGUCCAUUUUCAGAUGGACCAACAGGACGAAUGUAGACUGCUCUGCAGUGGGUUAGCAAAUACAGAAAGCUGGGCAUUUGUAUGAACUGAAAUAUCACAGCUUUGACCUCGGGGAGGUACUGGAAAUCUUGGGAGAAAGGGAGGGAAAAGCACACUACAGUUCCCGUGACACUGAGACCCCUGCCCCAUUGAUUUCAGGCUCCUCAAGUACUUGGGACUUCAGAUUCUCAUUUUACAUUUUAUAUUUUUAAAAUUAUGAAGUAGAAAGCAUCAUUCUGUAUCCUGUCAAAAAUGAAGUCUCCCGACGGGAGCAUAGACCUCUGAGGAAGGGGCUCCUGCAUGAGCUGUGAGCAGCAGUUUGAGAAGUGAUUUCCCUAGUUUUUGUUUUGCUUUUUUCCCCCUUUGUUUGCCUCAUCCCCGAGUACCUCUUCUUUCUGUUUAACAUGUGCCUGUGUGGGGAGGAGGGGAGCAUUUAUGUUAUUCCCCUGAAAUGCUUUGUAUAACCUGUUUCAAAACCCAUUUCUUCUGGGCAUGGUUGCACAGGCCUUUAACCCUAGCACUGCAGAAGCAGAGGCAGCCAUACUCUGUGAGUUCAAGGCCUACGUAAUGAGUUCCCAAUCAGCCAGGGCUAUGGAGAGAGACCUUGUCUCAAAAGAAGAAAAAGAAAAAAAUUGUUUGGCUUUUAUCAAUCCAUUGCACAAGUGGCAGAUGUGAGCACUUGUACCUGUGUGGGGGAGGGGGAAAAAAGGAUCACUUGUCCUUCAGUAGGCUCCCAAAGUCAUUAACAUGUACGUUAAAGGGAAAAUAGAAGUUGCCAAAGUCAGUAUUCGGUCCUGGGUUUUCUUGUGACUUCACUGCGUCUACUAAGAGAUGAGAAGCUUCCUUACCUGCUGACUGAUCCUGCCUGUGUGCAAUGGCUUUCACCUGUCUGCCAGUUUGCUCAAUUGGGUCUUCUCUGUCAGCUGAAAGCAGUGAGGGAAAUUACACUUUUGUUGUUAGUUAACAUCUCAUAUUUUGUACCCUAUGGUAACUGUGUUGCUGCCAAUAACCAAGAUGCUAAAUGAUUACUGCUGGCUAAAAGACCUUUUUAUAUACAAAGACGUGUGUAUUUUCAACUGAUAUGGCAAGUUCAUGUGUGUCCAUUUGAAUAUUACACAAUAAACACAUACUGUGGAUUCCAUCUUCACUUUGUGUUCUUUGAAUAACGUCCUUGAGAUUGUUUACGUCUGUGUUUACCUGUAAUGAACUCUGUGGACCUGUGAAAUAUCCAAGUGUCAACAUCCACUAGUCAGUCUCUUUAGCUUCUGUGACUUGGAGCUCCUAACACUAAGGGAUUAGUGUUCGUUUUCCCCAGGGGUAUUUGACUAGGGCAUUACUGUUUAAUGACUUCAAGACAUAUUUUAAGGACUUUGUUUAUUGACCAAUGUCUUAUUGCAAAGUAUGAGCCUACCAGUCGUGGUUACCCUGUACAGAGAUAGCUGUUAACGAGUCGUAGUGUAUGUGAGAUCGCUUGUAACAUUUAAGCUGCUUUCUGAUGUGUGCUGGUGGGACAGUUUUUGUACACUGUAUUUACUAGAACUUUGCCUUUUUAAUCUUACAGAUACUUUAGAAUUCAAAUAUGUUUUCUGCUUCUGUAAGAAUGUGGGAAAGCUUUUAAUAAUGGCAUUCCAAAUUGAUUUCAGGUCUUGCUUGAGGUUGACUUUAAUAAAUUGUCCUGUAUGGUCUACUUAAGAA
Messenger RNA from Rattus norvegicus (Norway rat), 22334 nucleotides. It is a transcript of the gene Nsd3, whose product is annotated as nuclear receptor binding SET domain protein 3. The record is from RefSeq and is a predicted model, not a curated record. Gene Ontology annotation, molecular function: histone H3K27 trimethyltransferase activity; histone H3K27 methyltransferase activity; histone methyltransferase activity. NCBI's taxonomy places the organism in Eukaryota, Metazoa, Chordata, Mammalia, Rodentia, Muridae. Gene Ontology annotation, biological process: negative regulation of DNA-templated transcription; chromatin remodeling; positive regulation of DNA-templated transcription. Gene Ontology annotation, cellular component: nucleoplasm; nucleus; chromosome.